Aspergillus wentii DTO 134E9 is the source of this 1116-nucleotide messenger RNA. Its product is annotated as cysteine synthase A. The transcript has 2 exons. NCBI's taxonomy places the organism in Eukaryota, Fungi, Ascomycota, Eurotiomycetes, Eurotiales, Aspergillaceae. The record is from RefSeq and is a predicted model, not a curated record. Gene Ontology annotation, cellular component: cytoplasm. The coding region runs from base 1 to 1116 and encodes 371 amino acids. Gene Ontology annotation, molecular function: cysteine synthase activity.
AUGUUUCGACAGAGUAUUCGUCGAUUUGGCACAACUGCUCUCCGUGCAGCGGAGGGUUCGACUGCCUAUGGGGUGAGGGUAUCCCAAGCCCAAGGCGUGGUCAAUGGCCUGACAGAAGCCAUCGGAAACACCCCUCUGAUCCGCAUGAAGCGCCUCUCUGAGGAGACCGGCUGCAAUGUUCUUGGUAAAGCCGAAUUCCAGAACCCCGGAGGCAGUGUGAAGGACCGAGCUGCGCUGUUCGUCGUCAAGGACGCCGAGGAGAAGGGUCUCAUCCGCCCCGGUGGUACUAUCGUGGAGGGUACGGCUGGUAACACUGGUAUUGGUCUGGCACAUGUCUGCCGGUCCAAGGGCUACAAGCUUGUCAUCUACAUGCCCAACACACAAUCGCAGGGCAAGAUCGACUUGUUGCGUCUGUUGGGUGCCGAGGUCUACCCCGUGCCUGCGGUGGCCUUUGACAACCCACAAAACUACAACCACCAGGCCCGCCGCCAUGCCGAGUCGCUUGAGAAUGCAGUCUGGACAAACCAAUUCGACAACAUUGCCAACCGCCAGGCACACAUUGACACCACUGGCCCUGAGAUCUGGGCUCAGACUGAGGGCAAGAUCGACGCAUUCACUUGCGCCACUGGAACCGGAGGUACGCUGGCUGGUAUCACGCGCUACCUCAAGACUGCCAGUGACGGACGGGUGAAGAGCUUCCUCGCAGAUCCCCCGGGCAGUGUUCUGCACAGCUACAUCCAGAGUGGAGGAAAGCUUACUGAACGCUCCGGUGGCAGUAUCACCGAGGGCAUUGGUCAGGGCCGUGUCACAGACAACCUCCAGCCCGACAUUGAUCUGAUCGACGGAUCACUGAACAUCAGCGACGAGAAGUCCAUUGAGAUGGUCUACCGUUGCUUGGAAGAGGAGGGUCUCUACUUAGGUGCUAGCUCUGCGCUCAACGUGGUGGCUGCUAAGGAGGUCGCGGAGAAGCUGGGCAAGGGUAACACCGUGGUGACCAUUCUCUGUGAUGGAGCGCACCGAUACGCAGACCGUCUGUUCUCUGACAAGUGGCUCCAGAGCAAGAACCUGCGGGGGGCUAUUCCCAAGCACUUGGAAAAGUACAUCGUGUUGCCUUAG